AUGACACCCAUGGCCUUUUGGCUGAUCCUCAGCUUGUGCAUGUACUCAUCUGAAGCGGUAUACAUGUCUAGUGAAAUUCCCACGGAAAAAAUAUUAACAAGUCAUACAGUUCUAAAGAGGGAUAUAAGUGCUGAUGAAGAGAACAAUCAUUACAUCAUGCAGGACAUCCUCAGCUUACCUGUGGAAAAUCGAAAGAACAAAAAGAAGAAAAUCAUUUAUGAUGACUUGUCAGAGCAACUAAAAAACCAAAUGAUAGACAAAAAAGAUGCCCGAAAAAUAAAAAAAUUGAAAUUACUUACCAAGUCGAAUGAAUUUCAAAAUUUGCAAAAAAAUUAUGACAAAAACAAAUCGAAUGUAAAAGUAUUACAUGAUAAUGUAAAGCAAAUUAUAAGUGUCGCACUUAACAUACCUUUAGAUGAAAUAAACUUACAUGACCUUAAUAGUCUACUCACCAAAUGGAAUAUCUUAAGCAGACAAAAGGUUACUCCAAACAAAGAGAAUAAUGAUGAAUAUUAUAGGAAAACCAUAAAAAGACAUUAUGUGGAUCCUACUUCUGUUACUAUGCCGUUAGAAAUGACAAAUUUAAAAGAGGACAAGCUGAAAAAACAAAGAAGAAGUUUUUUCAUAAAUCCGGAUUAUAUGUUCGAAUUGACAAUUUGA
This is a messenger RNA of Plasmodium gonderi, 660 nucleotides long. RefSeq lists its product as hypothetical. The record is from RefSeq and is a predicted model, not a curated record. The coding region runs from base 1 to 660 and encodes 219 amino acids. Lineage: Eukaryota; Apicomplexa; Aconoidasida; Haemosporida; Plasmodiidae. The transcript has a single exon.